AUGCCGAAAAAGAAACAAGUUGCAUUUCAGAGUAAUAUUCCUGGAAAAUUUAUUCCGAGAGAUGAUCCACCAUCAGCAUCAGGUUUUCGAUUUGGAACAAAUACAAAUCGAUUUAAUUCUAAAAUGGUUGAAUUACUUGCUUCUUCUGAAUCAUCAUCAAUAACACCUUCAUCAACAAGAAUAAAUAAUGAAAAUGAAUCUAUAUUAAAUAUAACAAAAUCAUCUCAAAAUGAUCCAACAUUAUCAACUUCACCUGAUAUGACAACUAUUGAUUCAUCACGUAUUCAUUCAAGAUUAUUUCAUAGACGUAUUGUAACAAUGCUUGACACAUUAAAAAGACGAAGUGGUAAUAAUGGACCUACAUCACCUCCAACAUCACCAAAAAUUUUACCAUCAUAUACUGAAACAAAAUCUCAACCAAUUACAUUUGGUCAAUUACGACAAGCAACAAUAUCAUCUGCAACACAUACAUCAACAAUUAUUGGAGAAGUUUCAUCUUCAAAAGUUUUAACAGCUCGUUCAUAUAAUGAUUUAACAUCAAUAAAUACAACUACAAAUGUUAAAUCAUUAACAAUUGAUACUCGUUCAGAUUUAAAAUCAAUAUCAAUAAAUAAAUCAUCUUCAAAAUAUCAAACAAAUAAAGAACGACUUUAUUAUUCACCUUCACUUGAACAAUUACUUGAACAACAUAAUGUUGUUCCACGAAUGAAACAACAAGAUGAAUUAAAACAAGAACAAAAAGAAGAAGAACAACAGCAACAACAACAAAAACCACCAUUAACAGUUGAUGAAAUUCUUGCUACUUAUUAUUCUAAAGUUAAUAUACCAACAACUAUCGAAACACGACCAUCACCACCACCACCACCACCAUCUACUCAUGCAAAUAAUAAUAAUAUGGGUUUUUAUAUUCAUCCAUCACCAUUACGAUGGAAUACUCCUCAAACCAAUCAACCUUUUAUUCCUCCUUCUCCACUCGUAUUAAAUGAGCAAAAUAGAAAUCGACCACCGCCUCCAUCUUAUUCAUUCAGUAUAGCUAACGGUCAUCGACCACCUCCACCUGCAAAUAAUCUGGACCAACAUUUGAUUCAUCUACCUGUACCAUCAUCAAUACCAAAACAGGUCUAUAAUGAACCUCAGAUAACUCAGCAUCUACUAUCCGGAAAUUCACCAGUAACUUUACCAACAUCUUCUUCACCCAUUAUGAUGAAUACUCCUGUUCGACCUCCACCUCCACGUUAUGAAUUACCAAUAUCAAAUAUCGAACGUCCACAUUCAGCAUUAUCAUCAAUGAAUCAUCCAAAUUAUUCUCAAACAAAUCCACCACAAGCUGGUUUUGAUCGUGAAUUUUCUCGUUUACUUUAUGGUAAAGAUGGCGGAAAAAAUCGACAUCAACAACAGAAACGUAAAGCAUUUAGUGAUCCUGUUAAAAAAAGUGUUGAAGAAGCAGGUCGAUCAAUUGAAAAAACUCAUCGUCGAUUGACACCUCAUUUAAAUACAACUGAUACAGUUAAUGAAGAGGAAGAAAAUACUAAUGAUUCAAAUAAUAUUGAUAAACAAGAACGAAGUUUAUUUUCACAAAGACGUUUUCAACAACAAUCAGAUUUUAUAGUAAACAAUCGUGAAUCAGCAAAAAAACCAAUUGUACCUCCAAAUCCAUUAUUAAAACGGCCAAUACCAUCAUUUUUACAUGUUUAUUCUCAAGCAUCAUCAUCUAAUGAUAUUCUUCUUCAAUGGCAUUUAUUUAGUUUAUCUGAGCUUGAAUCAUUCGAUGCCAUGAUGACAAAAUUAUAUCGAGAUGAAAAUUUUAUUCGUGUUCAAUAUUAUGAAAAUUAUCGAGGAUUACUAACAUCAAUAUUAGAAUCAAAAAAAUCAUUAAAUAAAGUUAGGAUUAAUGAUAAAGAUGAUGAUGGUAAUACAAUAGCAACAACAGCUUUGUAA
Molecule: messenger RNA, 1938 nt
Organism: Rotaria sordida
Lineage: Eukaryota; Metazoa; Rotifera; Eurotatoria; Philodinida; Philodinidae
Source: the annotation of a GenBank genome assembly